Molecule: messenger RNA, 702 nt
Organism: Rubroshorea leprosula
Lineage: Eukaryota; Viridiplantae; Streptophyta; Magnoliopsida; Malvales; Dipterocarpaceae
Source: the annotation of a GenBank genome assembly
UCCACCCCUUCACUUCUUAUAUCUCUUGAGCUCUAUUCUCUCUUCCAUCCUUGCCUCCUUCAUUUCAACAUGGCCGACGACGAUGACAUGUUCCCUGAAUUCCCAGCUGACCUCAAGAUAGAAAACAUUGAGUUCGCUCUUAAAUCACAGCCUCUAACGGUGCAGAAUCCUCCGGAAACUGGUAUUAUUCAGUCAUACGGUUCAAUUGAACCUCCACCUGAUUUCGUCAGACCUGAUGACGAUGAAGAAAUUGAAGAUGAUGAAGAUCCAGACGACGAAGAUGCUUUCUCCAACAAUUCUUCUGAUGAUGAUUCUGAUGACUCAGACGAAAAGUCUGUGAAUGAAGAUACAGAAUUGGAGGACGCAAAAACUACUGCACAAGAUGAUCAGCUCAUUCGUCAGCAGUUAUACAACCUUCUUCGACUCCUCCAAUUCCUUGACUCCCUGAAAGGGCUUUGAGUCCAACUGGUUGGUGAUGGAGAGAAGUACGAAAAAAAACCUUUGCUGUUGCGGUUAUGUAGCAAGGGAAAAAGAAAGAUUGUGUUUCUCUCAGUUUUGUUUGCUUCAAGAUUUGUAUGUUGUCACAGAGAAGAGAUUCAUCUCCUUUGACUUUCAUUUAUUGUUUUGAUUUUCAAGUUUCAAGCUGUUGUUUCUGAGCCUGGAAAAGGCAUAUCUUCAACCUAAUAAAACUUCCUUUCAUAU